Eutrema salsugineum is the source of this 2919-nucleotide messenger RNA. RefSeq names its product WD repeat and HMG-box DNA-binding protein 1. The transcript has 12 exons. The record is from RefSeq and is a predicted model, not a curated record. Gene Ontology annotation, cellular component: nuclear replication fork. Lineage: Eukaryota; Viridiplantae; Streptophyta; Magnoliopsida; Brassicales; Brassicaceae. Gene Ontology annotation, biological process: mitotic cell cycle; DNA-templated DNA replication; DNA repair. Gene Ontology annotation, molecular function: protein binding; chromatin binding. The coding region runs from base 13 to 2844 and encodes 943 amino acids.
GACAACAUUCCGAUGAAGUCACGAUCGAUAAAACUCCGGGAAGCUCAUAAAGUCGCCGGAAGCGCAGCGUCGUUCUGCUCUAUCCUUUGGGACCAUAAGGCGGAACAUUUCGUCACCUCAUCUUCUUCGGAUCCAUCCAUCACCGUCCACGAUGGACUCUCGCCUUCCUCUUCACCCCCGACCAUUCUCCGACAUCACCAUGACGGCGUCACCGCCUUGGCUCUUAGCCAAGACUCUUCUUUCCUCGCCUCUGGAUCUAUCGAUCAUUGCGUUAAGCUCUACAAAUUCCCAAGCGGGGAAUUUCAGACGAACAUAACCAGAUUCACACUUCCGAUUCGCGUGCUUGCGUUUAAUGGAUCAGGCAGUCUAUUGGCAGCUGCUGGAGACGAUGAAGGGAUCAAACUUAUAAACACGAUUGAUGGCUCGAUUGUUAGAGUUUUAAAAGGGCAUAAAGGUCCUGUGACUGGCUUAGAUUUCAACCCUAAUGGUGAGCUCUUGGCUUCGCUUGACUCAAAUGGGACUGUGUUAUGCUGGGAGCUUCAAAACGGGAUUGUUUCGUUUACUCUUAAGGGUGUUGCGCCAGACACAGGUUUCAGCACUUCCAUUGUGAAUAUCCUUAGAUGGAGUCCCGAUGGUCGAAUCCUCGCCGUGCCUGGUUUGAGAAACGAUGUGGUGAUGUAUGAUAGAUUCACUGGGGAGAAGCUUUUUGCUCUAAGAGGUGAUCAUCUCGAGGAUAUAUGUUAUCUAACAUGGGCUCCUAAUGGGAAGUAUAUAGCUACAUCUGGUUUGGAUAAACAAGUGCUUCUCUGGGAUGUUGAUAAGAAACAGGACAUAGAUAGGCAAAAAUUCGAGGAGAGAAUAUGUUGUAUGGCAUGGAAACCAAAUGCUAAUGCUUUAUCGGUCAUUGAUGUCAGGGGAAAAUUCGGAAUUUGGGAAUCUUUGGUUCCAUCAUCCAUGGUAUCUCCUACAGAGGGUAUCCCAGAUAUACUACCAAAGAGGAGGAAUGAGAUUCUUAUUUUUGACGAAGAAAUGGUAGAAGAAGAACUUGAUGAUGCAUCUGAAAGUUUAAAUGAUGCUCUGGUAGAUAGUGAUGAUGGAGAAUCUCAUCAAUCUAGCAGGAAAAGAUUGAGGAAAAGAGCUGUUAUUGAUGAUGAUGGUGAUGCAAAUGAGGAAGUCUUUGAUAGGAGUAGCUUACCUACCGCAUCUCGCUACAAGAAAAAAACACAUAAAGGAAGUGGGGUUUCAAAAAGCAUUGCAGCAUCAACCAAGUACAAAAUGCAAAAGCCUUUCCAGCCUGGUGCAACACCACCAGAACCAGGAAAAAGAACAUUCUUGUGUUACAAUAUGUUGGGAUGCAUAACUACAAUUGAACACGAGGGAAACUCCCGUAUUGAGACAGAUUUUCAUGAUACUGGAAGAGGUCCACGAGUUUCAUCAAUGAUCGACAUCUAUGGGUUUACUAUGGCAUCAAUAAAUGAAAAUGGAUGUGUUUUUGCGAAUCCCUGCAAAGGAGAAAAGAACAUGAGUGUUCUGAUGUAUCGACCAUUUAGAAGCUGGGCCAGUAAUAGUGAGUGGACAAUGAGGUUUGAAGGAGAAGAGGUGAAGGUUGUUGCUAACGGUUUUGGUUGGGUUGCUGUGGUUACAAGCCUCAAUUUGCUUCACAUAUUCAGCGAGGGUGGUUUACAGAAACAUAUUCUUUCCGUUGAUGGCCCCGUUGUCACUGCAGUAGGAUGCAGGGAUCAACUUGCAGUGGUAACUCAUGUUUCAGACUGCCUUCCAUCAAAUGAACAGAUGAUGGAAUUUAGAGUCUUGAACAUACCCAGAAUGACUCAGGAGCUGAAGGGCCGUGUUGCCAUAACCCCUGGCUCACGCUUAACAUGGAUAGGGUUCAGUGAGGAAGGUUGUUUCAGCUCAUACGAUUCUGAGGGUGUGUUGAGGGUUUUUACUAGUCAAUAUGGCGGCUCAUGGAUCCCAGUUUUCAGUACCAGUAGAGAGAAGAAACAAGAAGAAAACUACUGGGUGGUUGGCUUGAAUAAAACCAGUUUAUACUGUAUAGCUUGUAAACACCCUGAGCUUUUCCCACAGGUGACACCAAAACCAAUCCUUACCAUUCUAGACUUUUCUCUCCCGCUGGCAUCCUCAGAUUUAGGAGCAGCAUCUCUAGAAAAUGAGUUCAUUCUAAAGCAGCUGCGUUUAUACGAGACUCAAAAAAGAGUGGACGAUAUGGCUUCGACCGGGGUGGACACAACAGCACUUGAAGAUGAGGCUUUUGAUCUGGAAGUUUCUCAAGAUAAAUGCAUACUAAGGCUCAUCAGCUCGUGUUGCAGUAGUGACAAGUUUGUUAGGGCCAGUGAACUUAUGAAGCUUUUAUCUCUAGAAAAAUCAAUGAGAGCAGCAAUAACACUGGUUACCAAACUCAAGCUUCCAUUUUUGGCAGAAAAAUUCUGUAGCAUACUGGAGGAAAGGUUGCUUGAAGAAGCCAACGAGGGGACUACAAAUCCUCCGCAGGAUCCAAGCAGAGAAGUGGUUAAAUCCAAGGUCCAGAAUCCUCCAGCUCCGAUCCAGACAAGUGAAAACACAGAGGCAGUUGUGAAAUCAUCUGCUACUAAGCUGUCUGCUACUACACUUGUGAGGAAAACAAAAGUUUCAGAAGGUCUUAAGCUGGGAAAAGAACAAACAAAGGGAGACGAAACUGAUGAUGCGAAGAAAAAAGAGAUAAAGAAACUUAAUUUGAUAAAGAGUCCGGUGAACAAUGUUAAGAAUGAAGACAAGGGACUUAGAAAAGAAGCGAAUCAAGAAGACAUACGACGUUCUUCAAACCCGUUUCUGAAAUCAACUGUUUAAUGAUCUUACUUUGUGGUUACAUUUAACAAGGGUAUGAUGAAUGCAUCUGUUUCAUUUAUUUAAGAUGAUGAUCCU